CACAGCUAUCUGACCAGAGUGCAAUUCAACACCAGACUUGACAGCUGAUUUUUGAGAAAAUUGACAGUGGAAACCAACUUCACAAUGAGUGACCAUGGACUGAGUGGUGCUGUAUAUCUUUGUGAGACUGACUUUCCAAAUUUUACUGGCCCUUUCUUCAUCUUGAUCUUUAUCAUCAGUGUCAUAGGCAAUGGCCUCCUCUUAUGUGUUCUCUUCAUCUAUGAGAAACUGAAAACUGUGACAAAUAUUUUCAUCCUGAACCUGGCCUGCUCUGAUUUGAUCUUCACCAUCACACUUCCAUUUUGGGCUGUUGAUCAUUUACACCACUGGGUCUUUGGGGACUUUGCCUGCAAAUUCCUGACUGCUGCAUACUUUGUUGGGCUGUACAGCAGUGUCAUUCUGCUGACUGCCAUGACAGUGGAUCGUUUCAUUACUGUGGUGCUGCACAACCGGCUGAGCAAGUAUGCUAUAAGGCAGAGGUGUGGAGUUGGUGCCUGUAUAUCUGCCUGGGUCAUCAGCAUCUCAGCAUCCCUGAGUGAUGCUAUGACAGUAAAAGUGGUAGACCUGGACAAUUUUACCUAUUGCGAGCCUAAAUUUGAUGACAAGCUUGGACAUUAUCUCCAAGUAUCACUGCUAUUCUUCCUCCCAUUUGCCAUCAUUAUUUUCUGCUAUUCUGCCAUCCUCAAGACAGUUUUACAAGCUUUAAACAGAAAGAAGCACAGGGCUGUAGCUGUGCUGUUGUGUAUUGUUGCAGCCUUCUUCUUUUGCUGGGGGCCAUACCAUAUUAUGCUUUUAAUUAAAUCUCUUGAUAAACUGAUAGGUUGUAAGGCAGAGGAACGGUUAGAAUUUGCCUACCAUAUUUGUGAAAUGCUUGCCUAUUCUCACUGCUGUAUGAACCCUCUGCUGUAUAUGCUCUCACAGAAGAUGCGAAAGCAUCUGUUGAAUCUUUUGCGCUGCAAAAAACUGUGCAGGAAGAACAGAGAGAGAGACACAGCUCUCAGUUCUGUUAGUCAGAAAGCAGUUUUCAUAGCUGCGAGUUCUGCUAUAAACUUGGAACUGCACAACGAUCGGUUAAACAGCCACUUGUGAAGUUAAACAUUGACUCAAUCUGUAAAUAUUCUUAUUUAAUUUGACAUCUUUUAUAUGUUCUCCUGAAUUUAAAUACAAAUUACAUGCAUUUUUAAUUUUAAUGUGCCAAGUAAAAGUAAAAUGUAUGUGUUUAAGAAUCUGCACUUUUCUACUGCACUUUUACUAGCAAUGCUGUUUUUGUAAAAAAAAAUAAAAUGUUGCUGAAAUCCAGUGAAGCUGUUUUCACUUCUCUAUUCUCUCUACACAUGUCAUGAUAGGCUAGAUGGAAAAAAUGCAAUGAAAGCAAAUUUCUGUGGUCAUAUUAGUAUGAGGUGUAAGUGUAUUUAAACAAUCACUGAGAGAAACACAGAGUGCACACACAAGUACUUUCAUCACAAGACCUAAACAAGUAAAUCAUGGCCUUGGACAGUGACAGUUAUGAUUACAUACACUUUAAUGAAACUCUAAGCAGCGAGACCGAGUAUGACAUUAAGAUACCAGAACUUCACUAUCCUGCUGCUGUCAACAGUCUCGUCUUCCUCAUCAGCCUGCCUGCAAACAGCUUCCUGUUGUGGGUCCUCCGGACGGAACGAGCUUGGAAGAUCACAUCGGAUAUUUUACUUCUUCAGCUCACAGUUUCUAACCUCUGCUUCACUGUGACAUUGCCUUUUGCAGCCUGUAAUGCACUCCAUGGGUGGGUCUUUGGAGAGUGGGCCUGUGGAGUAGCUGCAGGGAUUUAUUAUCUGGGACUGUUCACUGCCGUGGUGAUCCUCACUGCCAUGUCUUUGCAUUGUUAUGUUACUGUGGUUCAGCCUUGGUGCUUGUCUGCACAGGCCUUAGGAAAAUAUGGUGUUCUCAUAGGUAGCAUUGUGAUGUGGCUGGUGUGUGCUGCUGCAAGCAUUAAACUGGCUGUGAGUGGUAGAGUCAUCGAAUUCGCUGACCUGAAAGUGUGUGUAAAUUUGGUGGAGUCACUAACCAUGAAACUCAUCGACCUCUACACACAGAUUUUUCUUUUCUUUCUCAUUCCUGUCCUUAUCACUUCAUUCUGUUAUGUUCACAUGUGGAUAAUGGCAAAGCAGGGCAGGAUAAACAGCCAACAACUGCCUUCAAAAUUGAUUUUAGGCAUAACUGUCAGUACUUUUCUAUGCUUGGCUCCUUACAGCAUCCACAUGUUUAUACAGUCCUUGCUACUAUUGGAUUUUUAUGAGUACACACAUGAACUGAUAUAUGCAUUGCACUAUGCUUGGUUGAUCAUUCAUCCCAUCACUCACAUCUACUGCUGCUUUAUCCCUUUGGUGCAUUUAAUAGGAGUACAGAGGUUUAGGAGGUAUCUUCCCAUGCCGUGCAGUACAUUAUCACCGUGCAGAGAUGAGACUAAAACUGACAGUCCAAUGGCAUUCAUCCUUCUCCAAAAUGCGGAAGAAAUUUGAAUUUACUGUACAAUGCAUGCAUUAGGAUGAGAUGGGUAGAUGCUUGAGAAGUUAUUAGAUAAAUUAGCUGAACUUAAUAUAGUACAAGCAACAGUAACAACAACAAAAAGUGGGCAGCACCUAUUAAUGAUAGAGUUUGACUUUUGUUGCUGCCAAAGGGGUGUACCACAAAGCAAGAUUAAUGGCUUAGUGAGUUUUAUGUUAUGAAAGUGACUUUUUUUUUUACCUGGCUAAAUCACCAUGGUAACAUGCUGAACACACAACCAGUGAAAGUUGAUAACCACCUUUGUAAUACUAAUUAUGUCCCACUGUGGUUUUCAGUUUUGUUGAGCCAGGUAAGACAAAGAAAGCCAACAUUCUCCUAGUAUACAUCUUUGGUACAGAGUGGUUCAAAAUGGCAAAUAAAUAAAAAAUAACUCAAUUAGUCAAGCUUUAUAGAAAGACAAAUGCUACAACUGGUGUUUCAUCCACAGAAAAUUCAGGGUGUUCUGUGGUUAGACUGGGAUUCUACCAGUUACUGCAAAGGUGUCCAUCAUAUAAAGAGAAACAGAAGUGACAAUUUCAGUUUGACAUUGUGUAAUGUGUUGUGUUUCAAUACGUUUUCUUAAUGUUUUUAACUGUGUUAUAUACUUUCUGAUCAGAAUCUUCUAUUUUAUACUUGUACUACUCCAAAAUGAUCAGUUGAUUAUACUGUACAUCGUAUUAGUGAUACUGUAGAUUGGUCACUAUGAUUACAUGUGUUACAUUUUCUGUUGUCAAAGAAAUCACUUUCAAAGUUAUUUUUUAUACAUUUGAUAUUAUGAUUAUUUUCACAUUUUAGUUCAUGUAAAGUAUUCUCAAUGAAUUUGAUUUAAAAAAAUAAAACAAACUUUUUUAUCUUG
Molecule: messenger RNA, 3379 nt
Organism: Oreochromis aureus
Lineage: Eukaryota; Metazoa; Chordata; Actinopteri; Cichliformes; Cichlidae
Product: chemokine XC receptor 1-like
Exons: 3
Coding region: 85-1089 (334 amino acids)
Biological process (GO): G protein-coupled receptor signaling pathway; chemotaxis; immune response
Cellular component (GO): membrane
Molecular function (GO): chemokine receptor activity
Source: RefSeq, a predicted model, not a curated record